UCAAGUAUGCCAAAUGAAAGAGCUAGCUUGGUCAAGCCGAGUGAUAUUGUUGAAAAUAGGGCUGGGACUUCUGUGCAUCCGCCAAAAAUGGGAAAUCUCAACCUUAAACCAAACCUUGCAGGCAUCUUGAAAAAUCCAAGAUUAAAAGACUCCUAAGAGAUCAGGAAAAUUUGAAAAAAUUAGACACAAGAUAAAACAAAAUAAUUUUGAACCAAAAGUGGAUAAAAUUUGAGUCUAUCCCAAGAAUCAGUUGGGGAAAAGUAGGAGUCAGAAGCCUAAAAUAGACCAGAAAAGAGCUGCUACUAGCAAUCAGCAACAGGAAUAUCGAUUACCUCGGUUUAAUCAAGUUACUGAUAAAACCCGGGAAAAAUUGGAUAGCAAGUAUAGAAAAUUGUCAACCAAUUCACAAAGCUCUAUCCAUAACAUACACUCCAACUCUGUUAGUCCUGAAAAUUUCAAGAGUAGCAAGCUCAGACAAGCACAGCUUGAACUUUUGAAAUUGAAAGAGGAAAUUACUAAGAAAAAUAACGAAGUUUUAGCUAUCACAAAAGAACUUGAGAAAUGGGAAACCAAAGGCCAAGCUAAUCAGCAUGGAUUCCAAAUAGACAACAUGAAGAGAAAGGCGAGCCUUUCUCCUUUUAUGAAAGACAAGCUUUCUUCAAGUCCUGAUGGGAAGAACUUCGGGUUCAAUACUAUUAAGAAGAGCAAGAUUAGUUCAAAACCAAACCUGCGGAUAGCUCACAGGCCGAAUCUAGGGCCUAUUACCAAAAAUUUGAAGGUUAUUCCGGAGGAUCAAGGGACUGAAGACAAAAAUCUAAAAAAAAGCAGUAGAAAGAAGCGUAAAGUCAUUCGAGGAGAAGAAUUCACCGACUUCAAAUGUCAUAAUCCUCCUGAAAUGCAGACGCCCAAGAAGGUUUCUCAAAAUAGCACACAGCAUAUGGAGUCUCCUGACCUUGAAAGAGACAAGUGUGAGGAGCUUUACCUUUCAAGGAGCAGUAGCUGCCUUGAUAUGUAUGGGAGUCUCAUGAAUUCCAAAGAUAUUCGGAAUAAAUAAUGUUGGGGUCGGAUCUCAAAACGUAAAUAACCCAAAAACGGCUAAUCCUGGUGAUAAUCAUGAAAGCAAGAGAUUAACAAAGAAGAUCAUUUCAUUAAGAAAAGAGAAGGAAGAGCCAGUUCUGAUGGAUACACCAAACUUCCAUAAAAAAUCUGAUGAGAAGACCAAGAAAAUCAAGAGAGAGUCCCAGUUUAAAGCUCCUAGUCACGAGAGAGUCGUGGAAGUUGAUAUAAAUAGUAUUAAAGUCAAAAAUAAUCAUCUAAAUAAAGGAAAACGAAAUUUUGAGUAUAUAUCGAAGACACAAGUUCAGGCUGGAAAGAUGAACCUUGAGGGUUCAAGUGAUGAUCUCUCCAAUAUUAAGGAAAGGUCUUUGAGUCAAUGAGAAUUUACUCAAAAGCAAAGUCGAGUUAAUUCUUCUGAACACAAGUUUGAUGGCUUCAGAGAUGAUGAUGACAUUGUUAUCAACCCUGAAUUUGGGAGAUCUCUGAAAGCUAGCCUUAAGGCAUCCAAAAGGCGCUUGAUGCUGUUCAUCGACACUAACAACCCAUCAAACCCUCCCUCUCAACGUUCAAAAUUCUCCUCCAAAAAUCCUGCUCCCACUACACACACCAAAAUCUCUACCACAGGGCAUGACUACAAGGCUAAGCCUUGUAUGAGAUAUGUAGAGGAAACGGAUGGUAAAAGAGCGAGUCUAGGACUGAAGAAGGAAGAUAUAGUGCAGAGUGUAGAGAAGAGUAGCAGUUGGCAUGAGACUGGUAGAAGGAAUGAGGAUCUUGUGUUGUGGGAGUUUGAGCCCUUGCCAAGGUACUUUAGAGGGCGGAAGAAGUAAGGUUUAG
Moneuplotes crassus is the source of this 1890-nucleotide messenger RNA. Lineage: Eukaryota; Ciliophora; Spirotrichea; Euplotida; Euplotidae. The record is from the annotation of a GenBank genome assembly.